AUGUUUUCGCUUUCUGCGGCGGACAACUCGGCGCAAAGUGAUUGGCCUCGCUGGAGUCUCCCCGCCACCGACCCAGAUUCCCCAAACUCUGGAGCGGGGCCUCCCUAUCAGAGCGCCGCGAUCAACGUCAACGGCCAUGCACACAACCGACUACCUUCCGAUUACCCGAACGUACCUCUUUUUGGCUCCAAUUUCUAUCAAGCACGCGCGCCACAGCCGACGAACCCAGGGAUCUGCAACUCAGGUAUCCCAAGUGAAGCUUCGGAAGCGGAUCGUGGUGCGUCAUAUGGUCCCAUCUUCCCAAUAACUAAGCAAACAGUCGUUUUCUUACGCAACCUUGAAAUUGUAGUCGCGCAUAGUUUAUAUUACGAUCAAGACACUGAAGCUCGCGUAAUCUCCAUCCGAGAUCCCUCAGCAUUUUCGAUUGAAAACAACGAGUUAUCGUCCACUCAGGGACCCGUUGUGAGACCAGUGGUAGCCUCACAAGCCACCAUAGAUGCGGCAAAGAAGAAGCGUCGAGGACAAGCUCCGUUCGCCUGCCCUCACUGCCCAAACAGCUUUACGACAAAGAAGAACCGCAAUUGGCGAAAGGAGACCUCAGCCGUCACAAAAAGUCAAAGAAGCAUUGCCAUGCCUUGCAAGUUCAAUCAGAACGAGCCGGACAGUCUUGAGGCAGUUACAUUUAGCAUUAUCUACACACCAAUUGAUCACUCCAUGGUAUGUCUCCAUAGUAUGUAA
This is a messenger RNA of Pleurotus ostreatus (oyster mushroom), 738 nucleotides long. RefSeq lists its product as uncharacterized. The coding region runs from base 1 to 738 and encodes 245 amino acids. NCBI's taxonomy places the organism in Eukaryota, Fungi, Basidiomycota, Agaricomycetes, Agaricales, Pleurotaceae. The record is from RefSeq and is a predicted model, not a curated record. The transcript is spliced from 3 exons.